AUGAACCCGUCAACGAUCGAUCGUAUGCCUUUGUUGCUCAAGCUGCCGGUGGAAGUCAGGAAUGAAAUCUACCGCUGGGCCAUCGACUCUGAAAAUCGCCAGCCUCUGCGAUAUCGAAACUAUCUGUCUUCUGCCAUUAUUCCGCAACCAAUCCCUGAAAAUCGCCAAGGUAAUCACACUCGCGGUGUCUGGUAUCGUUCGACAAAUCCUGCCCUGUCUCUCCUCCAGGUCAACAAACAAGUCAAUGAAGAAGUCACGCGAUUCCUCCAGCACCUACGCACCGCCGACUACUCUGUCGAUAUCGUGUAUGUCAAGGGCUCAGGAAUUUGGCCAACUUGGUCUGUCCCGGCUCGGCCAAAAACGCCCUACAUCAACUCAGUCUACGCAAUCUUAAGAACCUCAGAUCAGCCCGCAGCUCUGCGAGAUCGUUUCCGAGACGAAUCAGGAAUCGGCUCUGGGUGGAAUUGCAAUAAUGUCUUUCUAACUUACUUCGACGGCCUACUUUCAACGCUGUUCAAUCGUGGACCGGGGUUUCUAGACCGCAGCCGCAGUCAUCAUGAAGAUGACGCCAAGGUCGCUCCCACAUAUGUCGUCAAUCACAUCAUCAUUGACGUGGUUUCGCUCACUAAUUCUUCAAGCCAAAACAACAUGCUAGCGGGCGAUGAGCAAUCCCAGAGCAGCAAUGACCGGCGGACCCAUUUGCAAGGAAAUGAAGAGAGCCCGGUAUCACCUGAGGAACGGCUGGGGGCGUGCAUGACAGGGCUCCUAGAACGGAUCCUGGGCCUGGGCCCUUCAGCGUACCUACCACACAUCGGAAUGAUGGUGUACGAACAGAUUAUUGGUUCCUUUAUUUUCAUGGUGAACGGGAAAGAAGUCUGGACGAUCGAUGUCGAAGAAAGGCUGCAGCACUGGGGAGCUUGUCGUCUAGCCCACGAGGCGCCAGCAAAAAUGCAGAAGUACCAGGAAUGGAAGCAUUGGGUGGAUGGAAGGCGAGCGAGAAUGAAGGAAGGUCUUGAUUUGGAUAACACAAGGCCUGCUACCAACAACAUCUGGAGUCGCCGUUCGACAUGA
Messenger RNA from Clonostachys solani, 1071 nucleotides. The record is from the annotation of a GenBank genome assembly. Lineage: Eukaryota; Fungi; Ascomycota; Sordariomycetes; Hypocreales; Bionectriaceae.